Cylas formicarius (sweet potato weevil) is the source of this 432-nucleotide messenger RNA. RefSeq lists its product as uncharacterized. Bases 18 to 302 code for a protein of 94 amino acids. The transcript is spliced from 2 exons. The record is from RefSeq and is a predicted model, not a curated record. NCBI's taxonomy places the organism in Eukaryota, Metazoa, Arthropoda, Insecta, Coleoptera, Brentidae.
AUUUACCUACUAGAGAUAUGAAGGUACUGCCUAAUGCUGAUAAUGCAGGCAUUUAUGAAGCGUUUCUCAAAGAAAAAAUGGAGAAGUUUCAUUCAAAAUACGCAUGCGCGAGAUUUAAAAUCUCGUUUUUAACCAAUGACGUAACGACAUUCAACAAAGUCGCUGACAAAUCGUCGAUAAGUUUGGAAGCAACAUUUUUACGGCAGUAUAUGCAAAUAGGCCCAGAUCUCAUUAAAUUUUCUGGCAAAAAGGCGUUAAGAGUCUGGAUAUCGCUGUUUAGAAAGAAAAUGGAACAAAGUUGACCCUCCGGGAUAUCAAGGAUCACUGUAAUAAGUCAAUGAGAUAUAUAAACAUAUGGAAGAAAGAUCUAUAAUAUAGGACGAAGAACAACACUUGGAAUGUGACGUUAUUAGAGAUUCGAAUGCUGUGGAA